Molecule: messenger RNA, 1743 nt
Organism: Aspergillus ruber CBS 135680
Lineage: Eukaryota; Fungi; Ascomycota; Eurotiomycetes; Eurotiales; Aspergillaceae
Product: MFS general substrate transporter
Exons: 3
Coding region: 1-1743 (580 amino acids)
Biological process (GO): transmembrane transport
Molecular function (GO): transmembrane transporter activity
Source: RefSeq, a predicted model, not a curated record
AUGGGUGUCACAUCAGAGAUAACGGUCUAUAACAAUGACAAAGAAAGCAGCGAAUCGAAACCCCCAUCCCGCAAUACGCAUCUCAGCGUCGAGGAAUUCUCACCCACGCUCGAAGAAGGAUUCCGACUUCGACCCCCAGUCUGCGACGAGGACGUUGAACACCAAUUUGAAGAUGAUGACAGUGAAGCUCGCAAUCGUCGCCGCUUGGCCAAGCGUGAAAAUGCUGGGUGGAGGCCCGGGGUUAGGGAAUGGCUGGUUCUCAUCUGCGUAUCGAUUGUGGUUAUGAUGGAUGCGUUUGAUGCGACGGUAGUGAUUCCUCUGGUACCUUAUCUUUCCCAUGCCUUUGCAAGACCACUCGAAAACAUCCUAUGGCUGCCAGCGGGCUACCUUCUCGCCAAUGCAGGAGGGCAGAUGAUAUUCGCUAUGCUCUCCGAGAUAUUCAACUACGGGUCGCUCAUGAUAGUUGCUCUUCUCUUCGCCACGGCCGGAACAGGCGUCUGUGGCGGCUCCAUGGAUUUCCCUGACUUGCUCGCCGGUCGAACAGUACAGGGCAUUGGCGGCGGCGGUGUGACGGCGAUUUCAUUCUUGGUCGUGAUGGACACCAUGCCAGGUUCGCAUUGGAUUCGGUAUACAGGUUGGUUAUCCACAGUCCGUGUGAUUGGCGCUAUACUAGGUCCGCUCCUCGGUGGACUAUUUGUCGACUAUGUCCGGUUCAACUGGGCGUUUUAUUUCAACUUUGCAUUCUGUGGCCUCGGUUUGCUGAUAUGCCCUUUUGCUGUGGAUUUGGGCUCGAAGAAAGGUACCCGCCUUUCCAAGCUUAAGAAGAUGGAUUGGCCCGGCUGCAUCCUUGUUCUCACGGGAGUUGGCUUUUUUCUUGUCGGGAUGUGUUGGGGUGGUACGGAGUAUUAUUGGAAAGACUGGGAGACGGUGAUGCCAAUAACUGUUGGAGGAGUGAUAAUUGUUGCCCUCAUGUUAUGGGAGAUGUUUUGGGCAACACGGCCGUUGUUUGCACUGAAAGCGCUGGGUUUGCAAGAUCCGCGGUCAACAGCGAUAGCGUAUAUCAGCAGUUUCCUUCACGGCUUUCUGAUAUUUUGCCAACUACAAUACCUCGUCCUAUACAUGACCUCUGUGAAAUAUUUCUCUCGGUCUCUGGCGGGAAUAGUCUCCGUCGUCCUCACAGGACAAACUCUUAUUACCAUUGUUGUGGUAUGCCAGACUGGAAUUCUCAGAAAACUCCAAUCACAUUGGAUAAUCCGGAUCGGUUGGGCAAUAACUCUCAUCAGCACGGGAUGCUUCAUCAUUCUUCACAAGCGCACCCCAAUGCCCGGCGUGGUAUUCAUGUUCUUUGCAGCAGGAACCGCUCAUGGUUUUCUGGUCUCUGGAUAUAAUGCUUUCUUCACAGAAAAAGGACUUCAACGGCAGCAAGAUGAGGACCAGGGUUCCGAUUUAUCCACCACUUCUUUGCCAAUUCUGAUGUACCCGCUCCUCAGGACAUGGGGAAUGUGCGUUGCUGUGCCUGUCAUUGGAGCCAUCUUGCUGGGUCAAUUAAUACGCCAGAUGGAGAAAAAUGGACUUGAUACUUCAAAUGAGUUCUACAUUCGUUUGAACGAGAUUUUGUUGUCCGAGGGGGGAAGAGAUGAACUAGAGAUUCUGGAUGGAGUUGGGUUUCGGCUGGUUUGGGAAGUCGUUACAGCACUCGCUGGUGUGGGAGGGAUUCUGUCGCUGUUUAUUAAAAAGCCUUAG